GCCAUUUAAACCUUUCCUGAUUCUUAUCCAAAAACUCGGUAUGGGCCCUUUAAGUCUGGGAUGCUUGCGCCUGGUGCGUGGGUGCAUGGGAUUGUUAACCGGGAAGUGAAUCAGCCGUUAGUGCAUACACCCAACUGUAUCUACUCCCUCACCAACACAAGCACCUCACUCAUUUGCCGAAGCACAGAGAGCUUCGAUUGCUCUCUUUUUCUCUCUCUUUUCAUCGGCUGUGCCCCUUACUCGGGCUUGGCUAACCCCAAGGUAGAGUCGGUGGCCAACGCACGCAUUCGCGGCACCCAGCGCCCGGCAGGUCUCACGUGCACCCGGCGAGACUUUGCUGCGAGAGCACGAGUCUGUUGAACACACCUUCAGGUGCAUCAGCGGAGCGCAGGUAUCUCCGGUUACAAGGAUACGCGGUGUAUAGAGGAGUUUGUGUCUGGACCCCCUCCACUCCCCAUCCCACCCCAACCUACCCCCACAAACCCACCUACUCUCACUUCCAAAGUUUGGCGAGGCACUAACUCCAGCGGAUUUUGCCGCCUCGUGGCUGUAGGCCGGUCUGUGGAGGUGUAAAGUGAACGAACACCGGCAAAUCUCGAGACAGCAUCUACGACAAAAGAGGAACACCGACCGUUAGGCACGGGACUAUCAUGAAGUCGUCAUCUCCUAUGGCAGCCAGUGUGAAGAAGUGCGGGCACCCGACUUCAGGAUCAAACUGUGAGCAGCUGUUGAAGGUUGACGGAGGUUCAAGUGCAGUGUGUAGACGUCUGCAGCUGCCACAACUGCCAACAAGCAGACGGUCCAGCUGUGUCAAAUCAAUGAAGCAUCAGCGACUCCCACGUCAUCAGCCGGAAUCCCACCAUCACCAUCAUCAGCACCAGCACGUCUGCCGCAGCCCAGCCAGUCAUCGGGUGGCCAUUGGCUCCGGUCAAGUUCUUCCUGCCUUGAGAUCGCCGACCAAAAUGGCGGAAAUACUAACGGUAAUGACUGUAUGUGUGACCCUAGUGUGUGCUUCCGGGGUCACAGCAGCUGUGAUCCCACGCAGGUCAACAGACGGGAGAAGAUACUCCGUAGCAACAGUAGAUGCGAUGGUUCAAGAAGCUUUAAAGGCACGAAGAGAACUUCGACAGAGCGAGAACAGCUUCGCCGAGCAAGUAAAUAACUUUGGUGAUAGACAAGAAAGUAACUCAAGUUUGAUGCUGAAAAGAGAAGAAACGAACUCGAAAGCUUUUGAGCGAAAGGCUCGGUUCCAGGGCUGGAACAGACACGCUUGUGCUCCAACAGACAAACCAACGCACCACCUUCCAUGCUGAACAUCGACUUGGGUUCAAAAGCAACAGUUCUUCGAAGAUGACGUCACACCAACCUGUCGUGUCGGCCGAAACACGCUCGCGAACUCAUAGAAACUCGUCCAGUCGUCAAAAACGAGCCACCCAGGAUGGCACGGACACGCACCCGAACGUGCUGACACCCGAGCAAGAGGACAGCCUGGGUACGUUGGUGGGGGAGGUGAUGGCGUGCGAGCACAUCCCGGGUCUGGCGCUGGGGAUCUCUAAGGGAGGUAAGCGGCAGUCGGAGGGAUACGGCGUGGCUGACAUGGAGACAGGUCGCCCAGUGGACAGCAACACGCUCUUUGGGAUCGGAUCCAACACCAAGGCCUUCACCGCUGCCACCCUCUCGCAGCUCAUGCUCACUGCGCCGACAGGAAAAAAGUUCACAUGGGAUACGCCGCUAACAGAGAUUCUGAAAGAUUUUCAAAUGCCAGACCACACACGCACCGCUUCCACCACGUUGACAGACGUCCUAAGCCACCAGACGGGGCUGGCGUCCGCUGACGUGGGAUUCUUUGCUGGAUUUCCGCUCAACAUGACUACAAGCGACUUCGCGAGUCGUCUGCGUUUCCUACCGGAAGUGUAUCCCUAUCGCGACAAGUGGCAUUACUCCAACAUGGUGUAUGGUGUGCUUACCUCCCUGGUGUGCGAGACUGUGGCUGCAACAACGUGGACGAAGCUAGUACGUGACGUCAUCUGUGACCCGCUUGGCAUGAAUAACACUGUCGUGACGUCAGAUGCCCUGCAGUUAGACCACGUGGCGUUACCUUACAUUCUGCGCAUGACUGCUGAUGACAUGUUUGUGCAACAGGACCUCAGGUUAUUCAAUCUUCAUCCACUGGAGGCGACGGCGGCUCUGAUGUCGUCUGCAUCCGACAUGACGCUUUGGAUGGAACAUUUGCUGCUAGCUCUCAACAACGCCUCAACGGCCACCCAGUUCGCAGUCAAAGACACGUUUGCAGACCGGGUACUCUUACCACCGGAUUACAAGCGCUACCUGGACAGUGCCACUCAAGCGCCAGUCGAGUACAUGGGUUUCAGCUUGGGGUGGAUGUCAGUCAAGUACAGAAAUACCACGAUCUACGAGCACCGAGGGGAUUUCUUCGGCUAUUCUUCCUCCGUGAUAGUGGCCCCGGAGCACAACAUGGCUGUCUUCAUGGCCACUAACGGACCCAACUCCAACGCGGUCUUCCCGGCCCUGGCCCACCUCUCGCACUACGUUCUCGACGUCCUGCAAGGUCGUGACCCGUGGGUCAACGUUUCCAUUUUGUGUCCAAUGAAGAAGGGAGACGAUGACUUGGACUCCCGUGUUGAUGACAAUGCUGAUUACGACGCGUUGGAUAAAAAUGAUGAUUAUGAUGGCAGUGAGAAUACUAAGAACAUGAAACUGAAAAAAUUCCUGCGACCUGUGGAAGACUACCUGGGGACCUACGGACACGGGUUGCUAGGCAAUCUACACAUCACUCGCCAAGAGAAGCGCGGCACACUUCGCAUGGAGCUGGGACGCCAUCUGGUAGCGGAUCUUAUUCCCACGGACCAGGAAUCGGUUUUGUCAGCUGUCACCCGCGGACCACUCGCCGACACUAAAGAAUGGGAAAAAGCCAGACCACUUGUGUUCAUCAUGGCGAGAAAAGGGAAAGCGACUGCGAGUAGCAGACAUGAUACCAGCGUCGAUGGACAGGCAGACGUAAUAGAGAAAGAAAACCGUGAGGGCAACAGGUCGCUAGCAGGCAGCAUCGCUAUAUCAGAUAAACGGUCUUUCACCGAGGUUCAUUUGGCCUGGGGUAUUGAGGUCUACGUGUUCAAGAGAGGCAUCCUAUUUGAAACAGCUUUGACUAAACAGGAGUCUGUAACGACUAUGCAGGAUGUGGAGGGGAUAGAUGAACCAAUGACUAGCACGGUGACGAUAGAUGAACCAAUGACUAGCACGGUGACGAUAGAUGAACCAAUGACUAGCACGGUGACGAUAGAUGAACCAAUGACUAGCACGGUGACGAUAGAUGAACCAAUGACUAGCACGGCGAUGACAGAUGAACCACUGACUAGCACGGCGAUGACAGAUGAACCACUGACUAGCACGGCGGCGAUGUUUGAAAACACUUCACUCUCCGCUGCCGCCAUUUCUAGAGACGCCAGUAACGGAUCGUCAUAUAACACCGUUAAAGCUCUUAUAGUUAUCACUUUUUUGUUUUUGGCAACAUCCGUCUUGUGACACGUGUUAAGUUAAAUUCAGACUUAUGUGGACUUCAACUGCUCAUUCAUCUGCCAGGCACGAAAUCUGAAUGAUGUUGCUGGCAGAUGACCUUUUCCCCCUCCUCUCCACUCUACACACACACAAUUUCACAUGAACUGUUUUUAGUGUAAGAGCAGAAUUCCUGGCAUUGUGGGUGAUCUUUGCUGUCGCGUGAUUUUUUUUCUCUCUAUUGAAGAACAAGAAAAGUAGAGCGCGGAACUCGAUACCUACAUCAGCAAAAUACUUUGUUUACGUCACAGUGUCACACGUCCAUCCAGAUACCAGGCGACACGAUGGAGGGCUUCCUUGCUUGCCAUUCCUCAGUCUAAUAGUUACCUUCGAUCCAAACGGAAGUCGUUUCGAAUUUCCGGUUAGCAGUUUUGCUUUGCAUUGAUGCGCGAUAAUAGCUUUGUGUACUAGACGCCUGUGGCUUUCUGCGUCAAAGCUUCUUGCAAAUGUAGCUGUGGGGUGAGGUUCUGAAUCCUUUGAAUACAACAGAACUUGUGUACAGUCGCAAACUGUGUUUAGCUAAAGUGCUUGUCGGGAGCCCGGGGGGAAAACGAGACAUUCCUGCGACACUCAGUCCUGUAACCUUUGCUGAAGUUUUGUCGCAUAACUUCAAUCUUUUCUCGAAAAUGUGCCACACCUGGUCAGUAUAGUUUUGUUUGCUAGUUGAAAUUUUGUUAUAUAUUCAUUGCUCACAGUAUCCGUGUCACCAGAUUCUGACGGCUUUAUUUGCUGAUUAUUCCACUUUUGGAAUGGUGACGAGGAAAGGGACUGUACCCUCUACCGAAACAUUUUGACCUCAUCUCGUUUUUUUGUCUCCCUGUAGCCGAGCAGCUUUAUUGCAAGUUAAAUAUGGUAAUUUUAACAACGCGGUUUCCUCCUUCCUUCUCUCUUUCAAAUAAAAGGAAGAAUAUUUUAAACCAAGUAUUAAGAAGGGGCAGUAGAUGGUAUAGAUAAGGAGACAACUAGCUGCAGUGUGUCUCAAUACAGGCUGACGAAAAGGUUUUAUUCCCCGAGAAAAGAUACUGAUAUUUACAGAGAAGUGACUACCUUUGGAAAAGAUCUGUCUUCUGCUGUUAAUAAUUUUUGUUGUUCUUCUCCCAACGUUUCAUUAGAGUUAAAUGUAUAGGGAGUGUAUAGCCACUGGAAGUAAAGCAAAGGUGUCCAAACCCCUAAGGUUCGCACAGACCCCCAACCAAGUCGACCCAGCUGUGUUCGCGAGUAUCUGACUUUGUUAAGGGCUGUAGAAGGUGAAAGCGAACUGGCACCGCCCUCACAAAAGCUCACCCCGAGAAUAGCCUUUAACACAUCUCCUUUCUACUAUCAAAAGGUUAUUUUUGAAAGGUUACGGGAUGACCUUCACUUUUAUUUAUUUAUUUAUUUUUACUGCUCAAAAUUGGUUUCAUGGCUCUUCUUCUUAACCUUCCCCUACCCUUCAACUUUUGAGCCAGUUUCCUUCUUGUUCAGGACUUAAAAACUGAAUAUGUAUAAUUAAUUGGGGUUUUUUUUUCAUUUUAGCACAAUGUUGAUAUUUUUUACAGAACAUUCAAGGCUUUGUGAAAAGGCCGCAAGGUGUGUAAACAAAAAACCGGACGUGUCCAAAAAUGUUGACAGAUUUAGACGAGUAAUUAUAAAGUGUUGACAGUUAAAAGAUUACUUAUUAUAAAGUGUCAACCAAUGAAGACUAGUAAUUAUAAAGUGUUAACAGAUGAAGGUUAUGAGGUAUAAAAUGUUGGCAGUUUAGGGUUACUUAUUAUAAAGUUUCGAGAGGCGAAGGCCAGUAUUAUAAAGUGUUGAAAGAUGGAGUCUGGCUAAGAGCAUUGACAGGUGGAGGUGCAUCGACAAAUGGAAGUUGGUAUUGACAGAGGCUGGCAAUUAUGUGGACACACGGUGGGUAGUAUAGUACAGGGCAGAGAACAUCCGGCCCACGAUCCAUAAAAGGCGGAACUAAAAGUUCAGUAAAUCUAGACGCUUUGUAAAUACCAUUUAGAGACAUAUACUUUACAGACUCUAAGCAUUUGUUUCACUAUGCUUUUGCUAAUUUAAGUGAGAAAAAAAAUUACACCUUCAAUAACUUUAAGUAUGUGGGAAUUCCAGUUUUUGUUUACGAUCUGAAGCACCGAGAUGUUGCUCGGCAACCAUUGUUGCAGAGAUUAGGUGCAACUGUAUGAAAAAAAAAAACCCAGCUAAAGACAUGCAUAAUAAUGAAAAAGGAAAAGCACAGUAAGGGUAGGGCAUGUUUCUCUCUCAACUACGAUAAAGAUGAAGACAACAUCGGAAGGGUGCAUGUCGCAAACAUGUGAACCCACUGUGGCGAAACUACAGCUUCGCCAAAUAUAGCAGGAUGAUUGUAAAGUUGAUAGUUUUAUAUGAUGUUAUGAAUAUCAAAAUGUCCAUUGGAGAACAAAAGGUUCCCCAGCCCUGGUACAGAAAGUCGACUGAUGGAGGUUGAUUAAUCUAGACAUGAGAAAGAUGUUAAUAAUUUAUUAUCUCUAUGGGCAUGACAAAUGCCGGAAGCUGAGUAUGUGAAAUGAACAAAUUAUUCACUCCAGUGUUUCAUCUACAUUUCUAUAAGCACUAUAUGUCAUCGUCUCCAGCUAAUGGAUCCCUACAGUUCUUGAUUCUUACUAUUGUUAUGAAGCAGGCCUUAUUAUGCACUAAGUAAUUUUUAAGUAUGAAAUUAAGUUAUGAAGUACUAUAACUUUACUAUGCAAGCUAUUUUAAAAUAAUCUAUUUUUAAACUAUUUUAGUUAAUAUUUUAUUACGUUAACAUUAAUAUUUUGCAUGUUAUGACAAAUAGCAGAAUCAGCAGGUUACAGCUAAAAGUGUAUAUUGUUUUGUAGCAACAAGUUAUGUUACGAGUUCUUAAAUUUAUUAUGAAUUUACCAUGGCUGUGAUUCCUGUUUGCAGAGUUGCUCACUAAUGAAAAUUUUUGUUUAUGUUAA
Messenger RNA from Pomacea canaliculata, 6515 nucleotides. RefSeq lists its product as uncharacterized. The record is from RefSeq and is a predicted model, not a curated record. NCBI's taxonomy places the organism in Eukaryota, Metazoa, Mollusca, Gastropoda, Architaenioglossa, Ampullariidae. The transcript is spliced from 7 exons. The coding region runs from base 1351 to 3543 and encodes 730 amino acids.